UUCAGUUCUUUUGCUCACAAACUCUUUCUGUCUCUUUCUCUCCUCACACUCUCACUGCAAUCCAGCUGAGUGGGUGAAAAUCAAGGGAGUGAGUGAGUGAGUGAGAGAGAGAGAGAGGGAGGGAGUGAGAGAGAGAGAGAGAGGCUGGAGAAGCAACCAGUCAUUUGUGCCUCACUCCAGGCUCUAAGUUUACAGGCAGCCAGGCAGGAUUUUCUUGGCUUGGACGCAGCGCCCAUGACAGGAUUAGGAGCUGGGGACGCGGGACCAACCGGAGAUCUGCAGGUCGUAGUGGAGGACCCCGAGCCAGACUCUCUCUCUGCACAGCUGUGACCGGCCUCCCGUGUCCCAUCGCGCAAAUCAUCCAGCAACAGUCCUUCAACGCUGACCCGAUUACCAAGAGGCCUCCCUUCCUCUUCUCUUGUCUCCCACCAUGCGUCUCCUCACCACCCUCCUCCUCCUGCUGCUCCUGCGGUCGGCCGAGCCCCGGAGAGGCCCUCGCUCGGGGACGGAGAGAGGCGGCGGUGGCCACGUGCGAGGCAGGGUCAGGGCGGGAGUCACGAGGCGCCAAAUUCAGGAGUGUAAGGAAUAUAUGGAGGCGGGGGAGAAGUACCUGGACUGCCAGGACAGGCAGCUGACCGCGGUGAUGCAGCACUGGCCCAAAGAUAUUCACCACCUGCUGCUGGCGAGGAACAAGAUUCAGGUUUUGAGGGACAACAUGUUCUCACAGUUCACCCAGCUGAAGAGCCUGGACCUGCAGCAGAACGACAUCUCCAUGGUGGAGGACGGCGCGUUCAGCGGCCUCUCGCAGCUCACCACCCUGCUCCUGCAGCACAACAGUCUGAAAACUGCUUCCGAGGAGAUCCUGCUCCCCCUGCCCCGCCUCACCUACCUCCGUCUCUAUGACAACCCGUGGAGCUGCCGCUGCUCUCUGGACAGCCUGAUCAGGAAGCUGCAGGUACCGAGCAACCGCAACCUGGGCAACUACGCCAAGUGUGCCGAGCCCCAUUCGCUCUCGGGCCAGAAGCUGAAGAAGGUCGAUGUAGACUCGCUGUGUGAGGGUGACAACCAGGUGGACCGGAGGCCGGGGGACAGGGAGGGCGGGGACCGGAGACCUCCACCAUUCAAGCCAGUAAAGUCAGAGGCCACAUCCAUGUGUCACACCUACAUGUUCCCUAAACCUCUGCUGGACUGCAGCAAAAAAGAUUUGAACCACAUCCCGUCUGACCUGCCAUCCGACAUCGUGAAGAUGGAUCUGUCCGGCAACAGUAUCAAACAUCUCAGGCCCAAGCAGUUCCUGCUGUCCAAAGACCUCAAACUGCUCAACCUUAGCAGCAACAGUCUGCACCGUAUAGACACAGCUGCAUUUGCAGGCCUGCUGUACCUCCGUGAGCUUGACCUGUCCAACAACAGCCUCCAGUACUUCCAGUACGGUGUACUAGAGGACCUCUACUUCCUACGGAAGCUCUCACUGGCCAACAACCCCUGGAUCUGCGACUACAACAUCCACUACCUGAUGUAUUGGCUGAAACACCACCCUGGCGUCGCUUUCACCGGCCUGAUCUGCGCCGAGCCGCAGGAGUUCAGGGGCUGGCGCGUCGAGGACUACGUCAAGACCUACAACGGGGAGUGUCCGAAGGACAGACAAACAGGAGGGGUCGACACGGGACAGGGCGGACAGGGAGGGUCGGACAAUGAAGCACAGGAAGUGGUGGUGGAGACGAGCAAUGGGCAGGUUCUGCCUCGGCCCCUGAAAGAAAAGAAGCUCAACAGGUUUGAGAUCAUCAGGCUGAGUUAGAAUGGAGGCGGAUCAGUGGACUGGUGUGGUUUAGUCACUUGGUGGCCUGUGGACAGGCUGGAGUUUGGAUCAACGAGAUGAUGUUGAAGUUGAAAUGUCAGGAGCAGAGUUACAAAUAGCGAUAAAAAUCCGUUCUUUGGGCUUUUUUGUUUUUGUUUUCUUUUAAAAGGUUUUCCUCUUUCUGUGGAUCACAACAACAGAACUCAUCCUGGAACAUUUUCUUAAAAGAUCAUACGUCUGUGUUUACCUUUUCAAAUACGGAAAACACUGUUUUUUUGCAGUCACAUUCAGGUCGAAAUAACCCGCCCAACAAAAAUGUCUCUCAGUUUACCCACAGAAUGAAACUGCAGGUGCUCUCUUCUCUUCUCUUUUGUCUUUCAUAAAGUACUCUUUCUUAAUGUAUGACAUUGUUUUCCUGUUUUUGGUUUCUUUUUGGAAAUAAAAUUGGUUUUAUUUUUUCUGAAAACGACAGUUUACUACAAGUCGUUCACCUAUAGCAGUGACAUCUGUGCCGCCGUAUAUGCUGGGAAGAAGUCAGGCGUCUCGUGCGUCGUAAUACAUCGACUCGCUGCUUUCAUAGGGACGUGAACUCGUUGUUAACGUGUGAAAUCAGACCUCAUAAUCCAGAAAUGACAUGAAACGAUGAGUCUGUCACUGCCAAGCUUCUGUUUUCUUUUUUUUUCUUUCUUUUCUUGAUGGGAAACACAGUCUGACGAGCGUCUGUCACGCCGAUGAGACGAGUUGUCCUUCUGUGGCGCUCAUAUUUUAGUUUCAGUUUUACGACAUGGCACCCAAUUUCCUGCUGUCACUGAAGAAAUAAAAGCCAGUUUAGCAGAACUCACUGGCACUCCAUGUGAGCGUGUAAGUGAACAGAAAUAAAGUGGGUUUAUAGUCAGUGAUUGAUCAUA
Messenger RNA from Solea solea (common sole), 2703 nucleotides. It is a transcript of the gene lrrc17, whose product is annotated as leucine rich repeat containing 17. Gene Ontology annotation, molecular function: protein binding. The transcript has 5 exons. The coding region runs from base 431 to 1795 and encodes 454 amino acids. Lineage: Eukaryota; Metazoa; Chordata; Actinopteri; Pleuronectiformes; Soleidae. The record is from RefSeq and is a predicted model, not a curated record. Gene Ontology annotation, cellular component: plasma membrane.